CCUGAGAGAAGAGCCUCUGAUCGGCCUUGGCUCUACCGAUUUACGACCGACUAUCUAGCCCCUCUAAUCUUGUCUGGGUGGGCGCGUCCCCUUCUCCUUAGCCUGACAGUAUUAUGGAUAUGCUUUGGACUGGCCGUGAUACCAACUCAUUUGCGUAUUGGCCUUGAUCAGCGUCUCUCAAUGCCUAACGACUCCUACGUGUUAGACUACUUCAACGCCCUUUCUACUUAUCUGAACAUCGGGCCACCAGUCUACUUUGUUGUUACGCGUGAACACGAUUACACGAAUCGAAUUGGACAGGACGAAGUUUGCGGCAGCACCGGUUGUCCAGAUGACUCGCUUCUUGGUACUAUCGGACAAGCAGCCCGAACGAAUACCUAG
Messenger RNA from Protopolystoma xenopodis, 381 nucleotides. NCBI's taxonomy places the organism in Eukaryota, Metazoa, Platyhelminthes, Monogenea, Polystomatidea, Polystomatidae. The record is from the annotation of a GenBank genome assembly.